AUGGCUCCAAGGGGAGGUCCUUCUUUGACCUCUCAAGCCAGAGCUGCUGAACUGAAUGCUGCAGCUGCAGCCAGAGCUCGCAUGAUGAAUAGCAGUUUCUCAGACCCAAGACCUAGGAACUCCCAGGCACAAUACUCCUACGGCGACUGGUCUUCAUCUCAAACAGUCAAUAUCGAGCCUGCCACUGUCGAAGGCUUCAGGCGACCAAAUCGUCCUGUUGAUCGUUAUUAUCCACCUGCUGUUACUCCUCAUACUGUUCCUCUGUAUGCUUACCAGCAACCACAGUACGUUGACCCUGGCGUCGUACAUCCUAUGUACGCUUCUGCACCUUAUCCUGGUGCAGCAGAGUACUAUCAACCAAUGUACCAGCCAAUGCAAAGCUAUCAGCAAAUGUAUCCGAGUUACGUGAACGACUAUCAGUCUCCUGUUCCGCCUCGAGGUCGUUUCCCUACCACACGUCAAACUCCUUCGCGUCCUGUUUCCCGUCCUGUGUCGCGUCCUGUUGCAACACCAACGAAACCCAACCCUUCUGAGAGCGUACAGCCUGCCACUCCACCACCUGUAAAGCCUCAAAGCCCAAGUCCAAGGAAACAACUCAGUGAAAAGCCAAGCCCAAGUAAGCUGCUGAGGAAGGUCCUUCAGAAAGAGGCUCCGAGAUUCUUCGCGCCAGAUGAUUUGAGUCCUUCCAAAAUGGAAGAGGAUAUCAUGUGCUUCAAAGCUGAAAUUGCAAAGAUCAAAGCCGAAGAAGCAAAGCUUGUGCCUCCAAGUGACGAUCAGCAACCUACAGCCAAUGCUGAGCAAGAAAAUACCUUUGAAAAAUCACAGACCAAAUCGGUUAACGGAGAUGGGAGUGGCAAUGGCCAUAACAAAGACAAACGCCCUGGAAAGGUUGACAAAAAUGGACAGUUGACUCCUCAUAUAAAGCAUUCAGGACUAGUGGAUGGCAUACGAGGGUUGAACCUAAAUGAUCAAUCAACCAUAGAGGCCCAUCCCGAAGCAAGAAGCCGUCGACCUACUUUGGAAGACUCGCCUUUGGCGCAAAAGGCACACAGAAGGUUACUGAUGCAAUCUGCUCCGUCCUUCCCACCAGGUCUUAUGCCUCCACCCGGCUUGAAUGAUGCCACUGCAGCCAAACAGCAACUGCAGAUUGGGCACAUGAACAAAGGACGUAGUACAAAUCCCCCCGGAAGCAUUCACCAACAGAAUGAUGGACUAUUACAUGGGGCUCAGAUGGCUGAUGAGACUAACGGUGAAGAGAGGCCAAGGGCAGCACCGAGAAGACUACAGUCGCCAUUCCAGUCCCGUCCUCGUUCGCCGGUGGAGUACUACGAACCUAUUGUCAACAGAUACGAACGGAACGUCUUUGCGUCUGAAGAAUCACGAGCGGAAGAACUCAGGAAAAUCGAAUCCGGCCAAGUGUGGCUGGAAUACUGUGAUAGGCCUAGAGUGAAGAAUUUUCCAGGCCCCUUCAGAGGAUUUCCGCGGCUCCCUGUCAUUAACGAGAAUGCUCAGCGGGAGAGGGCCACUGGCUUCCUCGUGCCUCCUCCAGGAUUCGCAGUCUCAGGUCCUACACUUGUAUCUCGUCCUGAUCCUUGGAAUCCGGGUUCUGACUCUGGCAAUCGUGCUGCUGUGUACUACGACCGAAUUCUAGAGGCCGACGAUUGGUUCCAUCAAAGCCUUCCCAAGAAGAAAGAGGAACCCACCAAUAAAUUCCAGAAGCAACUCAGCCAGGUGCAUUCCACGUUGGUCAACCACCCAGAAAAGCCAGUGGAAACACAACUAUCAAAAAACGCCAAUGAAUCUGAGCUCGUCAAACGCAUCUUGGACAACGUGACUGCAUACCUCGAUCCUGAGGAAAACGAGAAGAGGGGUUUCCAAUUCAGAGAUGUUGAACGUGAGACUGACCUGAAAAAGAAGCGUGGCAAAGGAGCUUCUCGUCGUAGACGGGUUUGUGGUGGUGAGUACGAGAAGGAAGAAGGACUCGCUCCGGGCAGUGAAAUCAUUAAUAAAGAUGUCUUCGGCAGUGUGUUUUUCGAAGGUGAUGGCAUUUGA
This is a messenger RNA of Talaromyces stipitatus ATCC 10500, 2052 nucleotides long. RefSeq lists its product as uncharacterized. The transcript is spliced from 3 exons. NCBI's taxonomy places the organism in Eukaryota, Fungi, Ascomycota, Eurotiomycetes, Eurotiales, Trichocomaceae. Bases 1 to 2052 code for a protein of 683 amino acids. The record is from RefSeq and is a predicted model, not a curated record.